ACGACAAGCUUGUUGCACUUAGCAUCGUUGUCAUGCGCCUCGAUGAGUGGAUAGCUUGACCUCGAUUUAGCUUGUUAUGAUCAACACAAGCAGCCACACCCAGGUCCCACCUUCUUUCCGUGUGUCAACUCCAGUCACCGGUGCUUUUCUAUGCUCUCUGCUCAUAUAAACCUCACUUCUUAUCCGCUCUUCUCCUCUCCUCUUCUCUUCUCUAUCAUAAACAAUCAUUCUUAAACGUCAUUCUCAACUGCAAUUGCCGGUCCAAUUCUAUUCUUUUAGCAUUACACCAAGGAACAACUAUCUCAUUUGCACACCAUGGCUAGCAAAGUCAGAGUUCUCUUGAACCCCAAGUACAAACGUAACGGCACCAAGUCUUACGUCCAUCUGCUUCGCAAGUAUGGAUUCGAUACUACCCUUGAUGGCCCGUACUUUCACGCAACCCACAUCCAGCAGCAAGGAAAGUUCACCGCUGCCGGCCACGCACCCGUUGGUGGUCGUGCGCGCGUCCACCGAGCCUUGCAAAAGAAAGUAGAUGGCCAGACAGGUGAUGUUCCAGCCGAUGAUGUCCAGAAUGAUACUAUGUACCUGGCUGAAGUUGGCAUUGGUACUCCUGCUCAGACUUUGAAGCUGGACUUUGACUCUGGCUCUGCAGAUCUUUGGGUAUGGUCCACUGAAUUGCCAUCCAGCAUCCAAUCUUCUGGAUCAAACCAUACUAUCUUUGACCCAUCGAAGUCUAGCUCUUGGAAAGUCACCUCUGGACAGAUAUGGCAGAUCUCUUAUGGAGAUGGUUCCUCUGCUUCUGGUGAUGUUGGCACUGAUGUCCUCAAUCUUGGAGGCAUUGAAAUCAAGGACCAGGCUAUUGAGCUGGCCAAGGACCUUUCUGCUCAGUUCCAACAAUCAGAGGGGGAUGGUUUGCUUGGAUUAGCUUUCGGCACAAUCAACACGGUCAAGCCACAAGCUGUUCAGACUCCAAUGCAGGAAUUGAUCUCUCAAAACUUGAUCCCGUCGGAUGCACGGCUCUUCACUGCCCACCUGGGUGAAGCAGCCGUAAAGAGCGACAAUUCUUUCUACACGUUCGGAUACAUUGACCAGGAUACUGUGAAGGCUACCGGCAACCAGAUCGUGUACGCCAAAGUCGACAAUAGCCAGGGUUUCUGGACCUUUGACUCGGCUUCUGCCACCGUGAACGGCAAGACUAUCAGCCGCUCUGGCAACACUGCUAUUGCUGAUACAGGUACUACUUUGGCCCUUGUUGACGACGAGACCGUUAAGGCCAUCUACGAUGCCAUUCCAGGAUCCAAGUACGACAGCUCCCAACAGGGUUACACCUUCCCUAGCAACACCUCCCCCGACAAGCUUCCUACCGUCACUUUUGGGGUUGGCGAUACUCAGGUUGCUGUCCAUAAGUCAGCCCUCGCCUUUGCCGAUGCUGGUAAUGGAUACGUCUAUGGUGGUAUUCAGUCUCGUGGUUCCAACCCUUUCGAUAUCCUAGGCGACACCUGGUUGAAGGGAAUCUACGCGAUCUUCGACGUGGGCAACACUCGAUUCGGUGCUGUUGCCAGACCUGAUCCUGACGCUUCCUCUUCCUCUUGAAUGAUACCUACGACAAGUUAGUGACGAGUUGACGAUUGAUUUGAUUCCUUACUGAUUGGAGCAUACCCUUAAUGUUCCUGGAACGUCUAACACUGGCGGCGCCUCAACAUUAGGGUAACUCUAGUACUUUCAAAUUAUCAAUUUUCAGAUUAUUAAUAAUAUCAUUAUGAUGCCCCCAAC
Messenger RNA from Talaromyces stipitatus ATCC 10500, 1773 nucleotides. Its product is annotated as aspartic endopeptidase (AP1), putative. The coding region runs from base 316 to 1593 and encodes 425 amino acids. The record is from RefSeq and is a predicted model, not a curated record. NCBI's taxonomy places the organism in Eukaryota, Fungi, Ascomycota, Eurotiomycetes, Eurotiales, Trichocomaceae. The transcript has 3 exons. Gene Ontology annotation, biological process: proteolysis. Gene Ontology annotation, molecular function: aspartic-type endopeptidase activity.